Messenger RNA from Coregonus sp. 'balchen', 4015 nucleotides. Lineage: Eukaryota; Metazoa; Chordata; Actinopteri; Salmoniformes; Salmonidae. The record is from the annotation of a GenBank genome assembly.
AUGGUCCAGCGCUUGACUUACCGUCGUAGGUUGUCUUACAACACUGCCUCCAACAAAACUAGGCUGUGAGUAGCAUGAUCUUUAUCUAGCUAAUUGCGUUGCAAUUCCCUUGGCUUCCCUGCCAUUUCUUUAGCUUCUUUGUCAUUGUUAGUUAUUACAUUGCCUGGCAUCUCUCAUGACCUAAACUAAUUGGUUGUUGCUAGUAAGUUGUACUGGAUUGCACAUGGUUGUACCUAGCUAUUGAUUUUAAAUAGGAAGUACGAAAAACUGAUCCUGGGAUGUUUUCAUCCCUUUCUAAAUAUUGUGGACAACUUUGUAUAUGACCCUGCUUGCAGGUCCCGGACUCCUGGUAACCGCAUUGUGUACCUGUACACCAAGAAGGUGGGCAAGGCCCCCAAGUCGGCAUGCGGAAUCUGCCCUGGUAGACUGCGCGGGGUAAGUAAUGUCCCAUCUACAGUCAGUCCUAUCUAAGUCAUUUGCUCUUUGGAAGAGCGGGGAUAGAGUACCGUCUGAAACAGUAGUACGCCUCAGCUCUGACGAUAGUUCCGCAGCCUGUGCUGCUUUUUCGGCGUGGCGUGGCUGAAGCACGCCUGUUUCAUGCAGCUCGCCAGAGAAGUCCUUCCACUGUCGGGAGAAGUAGUAAUGCAUGUUAAUAUAUGUUAAUUGCAUGCAAAGAAAGGUUGCUUCUCGACCAUACCCACAACGGAAGCACAGUAUUGGCCUUGGAUUCACAGGUGGAGGACUUCUGUGAGAGGUCGCUGUUAUGCCUGAAUUCGACCCAAAACCAACGAGGAAGUCUGCGGUUGUAUGUAAACAAUCGGUACAUCAAACAAGUGGCGCAGUGCUAGCUGUGCCACUAGAGAUCCUGGUUCGAAUCCAGGCUCUGUCGUAGCCGGCCGCGACCGGGAGACCCAUGGUGCUGCGCACAAUUGGCCCAGCGUCGUCCAGGGUAGGGGAGGGAAUGGCCGGCAGGGAUGUCGCUCAGUUGGUAGAGCAUGGCGUUUGCAACGCCAGGGUUGUGGGUUCGAUUCCCACGGGGGGCUAGUAUGAAAAAAUUAAAAUAAUGUAUGCACUCACUAACUGUAAGUCGCUCUGGAUAAGAGCGUCUGCUAAAUGACGUAAAUGUUAACUGUGCCAGCCCAAUCUUAAUUUCUAUGCAGUUCGACUCGCCAUGAAUUCAGCGUCUGAACUGUGCGUAAGGGUACCUCAACAAAAACGCAUGUGUGGUUGGGUGGAGAGAAAUUAUUUGAUAAUACAUUGUAACUUUUCAGACUGAGCACAACACAAUAUUAGCCACCCCCUCCCCCCAACACACUGCUUCCACUGAAAACCAUUGAGUUGUAGUCUUUUUUUACACAUCAGUUUGUAUGGUUUGAAUGCGUCCUAAGGAUGGUUGAAAGCACUACGUCGAAUGCCGAAAUGGCACUUGAUCCAAACACAUCUUGAGUUCAAUUUCAUUACAUUUGAAAAUGUUAGGUUUUUGCAUGCAUUAAUGAAUCAAUAAAUACAAUACAUGCAAUCAAUUUGACCUUUUCUUUUUACUAAUAUGCGUACCAUGAUGGUAUGGUAAUUAGUUAUUUGAAUGUUCAUUCUCUAGUCUAUUGAUGAACUGGGAAAAUCAAGAUGUAGCCGAGGUCUAUUUACAAUACAGGUGAAUGCAUAUUCAAUAGGAGUGUGUGCAUUGACUUGAGCUUGUUUUGGCUGAUUUCAUGGGGCUAUAGAUGAGAAUCUUUCCCUUCCAUUUGAUUUUUUUAUUGUACUUAUCAACAUUUGCAUAGAAGCAAUCUCUUUUAUAAGUGUGCACUGUCUCUAAGACAUGUCUUCAUUCACACACACUCAGUUUGAGUCUCAAGCAAAGAUCUUGACUGGGAGAGACGUGACGGGCGAUUUAAGUGAAAUAAUAGCUUUGAAAUGGUUUAUCGCAAAGAAGGUACUAGGAUAGUGAAUCGAUGUUAGCUUCAGCUGUUUGCUAGCAAGGAAAGUUGGUCUACAAAGCUGGAAGCUACUGUUAUCAUCUUGCAUUGUACAGUGUUCUAACCUGUAAUGGACGUUGUUUCAACAUUUGUUCAGGCCAUGUUGCGUUAUUAAAGUGUGUUAAUUUCUGUGCAACAUAAGUGGUGAUUCAGCCCAGAUUCCCAGUGGUUCCUCAGGACAGGCUAGCAAUGAGUAAGUGGAGCAGGUACGGUGCUAUUGCGCUAAGGGGGCAUCGACUGCGCUGAUAGACUUGAUCUGCUCUCAAUCAGUAGACUACAUGAGACACAUUUGAGAAAAGUACUGAAAGUAACGUUCUAGUACCAAACAGUUUUUCAGGUUCAAGUACCAAAGUUUCGGUAUACUGUGCAACACUAGUUUCUCCAGAAUAUAACCCUGGGUUCAGGUGUGUGUGUUACAUCUGUGCUCACAAGUAUUUAUUUGUCUUAAAGAUCCGGGCGGUGAGACCCCAGGUCCUGAUGAGGCUCUCAAAAACCAAGAAGCACGUCAGCAGAGCCUACGGUGGAGCCAUGUGUGCCAAGUGUGUGCGUGACCGGUAAGCGAGCGUAUCCCCCAACACCGCCUUUGUAGAAAAUAUGUCCACGUGUUGAAUAUGUCGGAUGAAAUGUGCGGUUUAAUGAAGAUUGAUUCAACGCACAUCUAGCAAAAUGUGAAGGUGAAAGACUGCAACUGCAGUCUUUACUGACUGCCCUAUAAACUUAUCGACAUCCACAUUUGUGGGGGGGGGGGUACCAUACUGUCAUGGAAAUGUGUCUUCAAUUAAAUGACUUUAUUCAAUGGCAUUGCAUUGGUGUUUUGGCCAGAAUAAAGGAGUACUUUUUUUGUUCGCAUUUUUCUUGUGCUCUCCAGAAACCCUAGACACAAGUGUAGAUCUAAAACGGUUGGAUACAUGUAGGCAGUAUGGCCAUCUCCACCCAGCCUAUCGGUGAUAGUUGAUGGAACUACUUCCAUACCUAUUCAGAGCUACAUGACGUGGCUAAGGAUUGUUUCUGUAUGGGUCUCCACGGUAAUGAAAAUGUUUCAUAUUGGAGUAAUGAACUCUGGGCUUGUGGUUAGUGUACACCCUGAGAUUGGAGGGUUCAAUUCCCAGUUGAGUUGUAUCAAAGACUUUAAAAAAUGGGACUCUGCUUGACUCGGUGUUGAGGGCCUGUCCAGGUGCUGUUUUAAUUCACCAAGCUGCCUCACGCUACAGAUUCAGGAGAUGGGCUCCUGCCCCAUGGGCCAUUCUGGCUCGGUUUACUUGCAUAUUGGACUAUGCCAGUAAGAUGUUAUUACAUUCAAGGCACCAGCCGUAGUUUCAUUUCCAUCCUUAACCCCCUUUUGUCAAUUGACGCACCGGAGCGUCAAUCUAAGUUACCUAACAAAACAAAAAGUGUGAAGGUAGUUUUGUGCCUACCCCAAAAAAGGGGUUAAAUAUGUGUAAAAAUAUUAUAUAUCCUGAGCUUUCUUAUGUCUCCUAGAUAUAGGACAGACCCUUCUAAACCUUGUUUCUUAUUAUUUAUUUUUUGACUGUCAUUGCCAUUUAUGAAUGUUAUAUGAUGUGUUUCUCUGGGUUAUAGUAGUAAAGGCCAAAUUUAAUAUUUUAUACUUUCUAUAAAGAAAUGUAUACCUAAAGGGGUCCUAAAAUGAAAUGGAUAAAUGAUCCACAGUAUGACCGUCUUCAAACAAUCCCCCCCAGUCAAUGGUUUUGUUACAUUUACCAAAUUUAGUCAAAUAGUUGUGAGAGUCUUCCUGGGGUGAGCUUUUAAAAGCAGUGGAACUUUCUGUGUGCAAAUAAUGUAGGGUGGUGUUUCUACAAUCUACUUUGAAGGCAUUGAUCUUUGCAACAUGCUUUCAUUAGAUUUUGCUUUACGCUUAUUGAUGUUUGUAUCAUGCAAACAAUGCCUGAACAACUCAAGAUACCUGAUCCACUAACGUUAACCCUUCUAUCUACCACAGGAUCAAACGCGCAUUCCUGAUUGAGGAACAGAAGAUCGUUGUCAAGGUCCUUAAGGCACAGGCACAGAGUCAGAAAUCUAAGUAA